AUGCAACAAAGCAUCAGUACCCUCGCCUCGAGUCGCCUGGCUCCUCAGGCCGACUCCAUUAUAGCGGCACGCUCUGCAUACGAGGUUCAGUACCCUCGCCUCGAGUCGCCUGGCUUCUCAGCCCGACUCCAUUAUAGCGGCAAGCUCAGCAUGCGAGGUUCAGUACCCUCGCCUCGAGUCGCCUGGCUUCUCAGCCCGACUCCAUUACAGCGGCAAGCUCCGCAUGCGAGGUUCAGUACCCUCGCCUCGGGUCGCCUGACUUCUCAGCCCGACUCCAUUAUGGCGGCACGCUCUGUAUGCGAGGUUCGGUACCCUCGCCUCGAGUUGCCUGGCUUCUCAGCCUGA
This is a messenger RNA of Lactuca virosa, 345 nucleotides long. Lineage: Eukaryota; Viridiplantae; Streptophyta; Magnoliopsida; Asterales; Asteraceae. The record is from the annotation of a GenBank genome assembly.